GCAACAUGAGACACGGAGGGGCAUCGUGCCCGGGAUCCAUCCGCUUGGUCGCUUCCGUGCUCGAUCUUUCUCCACAGAGUUUUUGGGUGAGUAUAAGUUCCUAGUUUGGAAUUGAAGCAAUGCCUUCCCAGAAGAUAGAGACAGGUCACCAGGAUGUUGUUCAUGAUGUAUCGAUGGACUACUACGGCAAGCGCCUGGCCACGGCUUCUUCUGAUGCGGCUAUUAAGAUCAUCGGGGUCAGUGGUUCUUCGCACCAGCAUCUUGCAACAUUGACCGGCCACCAAGGUCCAGUGUGGCAGGUCACUUGGGCCCACCCCAAGUUCGGAUCCAUGCUGGCCUCUUGCAGCUAUGAUGGUAGGGUGAUCAUCUGGAAAGAAGGGAGCAAGCCUGACGAGUGGUCUCAGGCUCAUGUUUUCACCGAGCACAAAUCCUCUGUCAAUUCAAUCGCAUGGGCGCCAUACGAGCUUGGCCUCCGCUUGGCAAGUGGUUCCUCGGAUGGGAAUAUAUCGGUCUUCACGGCUCGAACGGAUGGUGGCUGGGAUACCACUAGAAUCGACCAGGCACACCCAGUCGGUGUGACUUCGGUGUCCUGGGCCCCAGCUUUGGCCCCUGGUGCACUUGUUGGUUCAGGCCAGUUUUAUCCUGUCGAAAAGCUCGUCUCUGGUGGCUGUGAUAACACGGUUAAAGUGUGGAAGCUUUACAAUGGUAUAUGGAAGAUGGAUUGUUUUCCUGCACUUCAAAUGCAUGCUGAUUGGGUGAGAGAUGUGGCUUGGGCACCGAAUCUCGGGCUCCCUAAAUCUACCAUUGCAAGUGCUUCGCAGGAUGGCACCGUAGUCAUAUGGACCGUGGCAAAGGAAGGUGAACAGUGGGAGGGUAAAGUUCUGAAUGAUUUUCACAAUCCUGUGUGGAGGGUUUCUUGGUCACUUACGGGGAGUAUAUUGGCUGUGGCUGACGGGAACAACAAUGUCACCUUGUGGAAAGAAGCAGUAGAUGGGGAGUGGCAGCAGGUGAUGACGGUUGAGCCUUAGAUGUUUAUAUUUCUGGUUCAUCAGAUAGCCUGCAAUCACAUUUUGAGGGACAAUAAUGAAGAAUGGUGACUCAAAGAAGGUCUACAAGGCAUUACAGAAACGCAAUUGCUGCAAUGUGAUAGAAUUACCAGAAGAUCUACAAGAGUCAACACCCCUUGAAAGUAUGUUUAAGUGGAUAAUUUGGUUGAAACCCUUUGAUUUUGUUCUUAUUUCUCUUGCCCUGUCCUUUGACUCCUUAUCUUUCAUUUUUGGAACUAUGUUGAAAACAUUCUUUAUCCAAAGAAUUCCUCCUGAAUCAUUAA
Messenger RNA from Musa acuminata subsp. malaccensis (wild Malaysian banana), 1330 nucleotides. RefSeq names its product protein transport protein SEC13 homolog B. Lineage: Eukaryota; Viridiplantae; Streptophyta; Magnoliopsida; Zingiberales; Musaceae. Gene Ontology annotation, molecular function: structural molecule activity; protein binding. Gene Ontology annotation, cellular component: COPII vesicle coat; nuclear pore outer ring. The record is from RefSeq and is a predicted model, not a curated record. Gene Ontology annotation, biological process: protein import into nucleus; COPII-coated vesicle budding.